Molecule: messenger RNA, 2004 nt
Organism: Coregonus sp. 'balchen'
Lineage: Eukaryota; Metazoa; Chordata; Actinopteri; Salmoniformes; Salmonidae
Source: the annotation of a GenBank genome assembly
AUGAGCCAAACAGAGUUGUUACACAAGGUUCUCAAUCAAGACCAUCUCUACGGAAACAACAAACAAUGGAUGGAGGGCAACGUGGGGUACCACAUCCAGCUCCUGGUCAGCCACCAGGUAAAAGCAUGUCACAAGUAUUUCCUCCCAAUACAAGCACUGGCCCCACCCCAGGCCGAUCACAGACUAUGACACCAACCGGACAAACCAAACAGGAGCCAACACCCAAACCAUCAGGCGGACUGUUCGGCUUUAUGGGAGAAAUUGGAGACAUGAUCUCUGGAACGCCACCAGCACCACCACCACCAACAACAACAACAACGACUACUACUAAAGAGGAAACUCCUGGUAUGGGGUUAUUGUCCAUGUUUGGUGGGUCUAGUCCUCAGCAGGCACCGACCCAAACUGAGUCAUCUCAAGCACCUCCCCCAGAACCACAUGUUAAAAGUUUAUUCUCAAUGUUCGGUGGACCAAGUCCACCACAGGGACCAUCACAGGCAACAACACCACAGGCACCUCAAUCUGGGCCCAGUCCACCACAAGCUCAACCUCAACCAGAGACUAGCUCUAUUCUUGGGGGACUCUUUUCUGGUUCAUCUGCUAGUGAAAGCCCAGCAAAAGGAUUAUUUUCCAUGUUUGGUGGCCCCAGUGCCCCACAACCAGAAUCUACAGCGCCUAAAGAACCACCCACUAAAAGCUUGUUUUCCAUGUUCAGUGGCCCUCUGUCACCCCCACAAGCAAGCUCCGUUGAUUCGGUAACCACAGUACCUACUUCUGAGUGUGCCAAUGCCCAGAAGGAAUCCAUCUCAGGUAUUCCACCUCAGGAACCUGCCCCACAUAAAGAGCCAGCAGCCACUAAAGAGCCACCAGCUACUAAAGAGCCACCAGCUACAGACACUCCUCAAACUGUGGGUUCUAUGUUGGGAGGGUUGUUUGGAGGAUCUAGUCCGCAGCCAGCUACAACUGCCCCUCAAACUGCGGGUUCUAUGUUGGGAGGGUUGUUUGGAGGAUCUAGUCCCCAGCCAGCCACAGCUACCCCACAAACUGCGGGUUCUAUGUUGGGAGGGUUGUUUGGAGGAUCUAGUCCCCAGCCAGCUACAGCUGCCUCUCAAACUGCGGGUUCUAUGUUGGGAGGGUUGUUUGGAGGAUCUAGUCCCCAGCCAGCUACAGCUGCUCCGCAAACUGCCGGUUCUAUGUUGGGAGGGUUGUUUGGAGGGCCUAGUCCCCAGCCAGCUACAACUACUCCACAAACUGCAGGUUCUAUGUUUGGGGGAUUGUUUGGAGGAUCCAGUCCACCCCCAGCACCUACUCAAACAGCAAAAACCACUGAGAACAAAAUAUCAACAGCUGCACCUCACACAACUCAAGCAGAUGGCACUGCCAAAAUAAAAGAGCAGGGAAACACACCUAAAGAUGGUACUGCAGUUGAGGCUGUUGAUUCUGCAAGCACAGUACCUACCCCUGGGUGUGUCACUGCCCAAAACGAAUCCAUCCCAGAAGGUGCACCUCAGGAACCUGCCCCACCUAAAGAGUCAGAAGCCCCUAAAGAGCCAUCAGCUACAGACACUCCUCAAACUGCAGGUUCUAUGUUGGGAGGGUUGUUCGGAGGGUCUAGUAACCAGCCAGCUACAGCUGCCCCGCAAACUGCAGGUUCUAUGUUGGGAGGGUUGUUCGGAGGGUCUAGUAACCAGCCAGCUACAGCUGCCCCGCAAACUGCAGGUUCUAUGUUGGGAGGGUUGUUUGGAGGGUCUAGUCCCCAGCGAGCUACAGCUGCCCCGCAAACUGCAGGCUCUAUGUUGGGAGGGUUGUUUGGAGGAUCUAGUCCGCAGCCAGCUACAGCUGCCCCGCAAACGGCAGGUUCUAUGUUGGGAGGGUUGUUUGGAGGAUCUAGUCCGCAGCCAGCUACAGCUGCCCCUCAAACAGCAGGUUCUAUGUUGGGAGGGUUGUUUGGAGGAUCUAGUCCCCAGCCAGCUACAGCUGUCCCGCAAACUGCAGGCUCUAUGUUAG